Messenger RNA from Anguilla anguilla (European eel), 1868 nucleotides. It is a transcript of the gene asb12a, whose product is annotated as ankyrin repeat and SOCS box-containing 12a. Gene Ontology annotation, molecular function: protein binding. Gene Ontology annotation, biological process: regulation of barbed-end actin filament capping; intracellular signal transduction. The transcript is spliced from 3 exons. NCBI's taxonomy places the organism in Eukaryota, Metazoa, Chordata, Actinopteri, Anguilliformes, Anguillidae. The record is from RefSeq and is a predicted model, not a curated record. Bases 131 to 1048 code for a protein of 305 amino acids. Gene Ontology annotation, cellular component: nucleus; cytoplasm.
UGUCAAUGGAGGGCUGUGUUUGCAGCGGAAGGAAGGCUUUUACAGUAUGCGGUGUUUAUUUAGGCUAACAAACGCUAGUUAUGAAUUUUCGGAAUCUAAUGUAAUCAUAACGUUGCUUUAUUAAGUUUUCAUGCUGCAGACGAAAAGCGAGGACGGAGAGGACAACGGUGAAAGCCGAUUACUCAACCAAGCAGUGUUCAAAGACGAUGACAAACUCCUGGCCAGUCUUCUCUCCCAGGAUAGGUACAGGAAGUUCAUCAACAGCAGGAGUGGCUGGGGGAUUCCGGGCACACCUUUACGGAUGGCUGCAUCUCGGGGUCACCUCCGCUGUCUGGAGGUCCUUCUGGCUCACGGCGCUGAGGUGGACAGCCUGGAUGUGAAAGCCCAGACCCCUCUUUUUACAGCCGUCAGUGGGAAGUAUCUAAGCUGUGUCUUGGCUCUGCUCAAGGCUGGAGCCAACCCCAAUGGCAGCAUGUACAAUAACUGCUCUCCCGUGCUCACUGCAGCACGGGAGGGGGAUGUGGAAAUCCUAAAAGAGCUCCUGCGGCACGGCGCAGAGGUCAACGCGCGGUCCAAGGUUCUGCUGUGGGCUUCGAAUGCUUCAGUUUCCAGUGGACCGCUCUAUCUCUCCGCAGUGUAUGGACACUUAGACUGUUUUAAAGUCCUGCUUCUCUAUGGGGCUGAUCCCAAUUACAACUGCACUGAUGAGAAGCUCUUCAGGAGGAUCAAGCAGCCCAAGACUGUGAUGGAGAUGUGCCUGAGACAUGGCUGCGGUGUGGAGUACGUCCAGCUCCUGAUAGACUUUGGGGCGAAUGUUUACCUUCCCACACUCAUCAUAGAGAAAUCUACAAAACAGAAUGAAGCAGUGGAACUCUUGCUGAAGGAAAGAGGUUGUCCGAAAUCCCUGAUGUCACAGUGUCGUCUUGCCAUUCGAAUGCACCUGAAAAAGAUCAACAAAAUGCAUUGUAUUAAUGACCUGGAAAUACCACCAGUCCUGAAGAACUUUUUGAUUUACAGAACAGCACCCUCAAGAAGCUUAACAUUCUGACUCGACUGUGUGACUGUGCCUUGAUUAGACGAUAUUAUCAGUUUACAAUGUGGAUAACAUGACAGUGUUAGAGGUCAGUGCUAUCUUUUCAGUGAUUUUACUUUAUUUUAUUAGUCAAAUUUGUAUUUCCUUUGCCAGCAUAAUCUUGAUUGCUAAUGUAGCAUUUUGGUUUACAUUUUUCAUCAUUGUUCAAUAGAAAACAUCAAGAAGAUUAUUUUUCAUUUUCCCUUCUCUGUAGGAAUUUUUGUAAAUCUCUAGGACUGGAGUACAAUUGGAGUACCCUACUUAUUUUGAGGUAUUUUAAAACGUCACGGCUCCCGAUAAUAAAUGCUAGCGCCAAGCUUCUCUCUUAAGUGGAACCGCUUCAUGGUUCAAUAAAAUGCUGUCAUAAAAUGUUUGGCUUUACGUUGUUUAUUUGCCCAUUCUUCUUCUUAGUAGUAGUAAUUUGAUAUGUUGCUUUAUAGCAAUCAUUUGAAAAUGAAUGUACAAAGUUUGAGCCUUUCCAUUUAACUGUUACUGUGUUCAAAUGAAGUCUUGCACUUCAUGUUCAGCGUUUAAAAAAAAAAAAAGAUGAUCAUUGGUUAUUCGGAUUUGGCGAGAACUGGAACACUGAACCAAACUGCUGUGACUGUGUAUUUUCCCUUAACAACGCUAGAUGUCGUGGUAGCAAAAUUUAUCCAUAGAAUGAGUACGCAAGUAACACACCUAAAUCAAUGAGGCAUUUAUUUUUUGGAUUUGUUUUACACAAUGUUAAGUUACUUAAGUGUCAGACUACUAUUUAUCUAGAACUUAAAUAAAUUGUCCCCUACUUUAAACAUCA